UGGGGGUGGGGUGGGGGUGGGACACCAACAUAUAAAAAGUUCGCACGAGCGGACCGGCGCGCGACCACGAGCGUGAAAAAAACAGGGUGCUUCUUCUUCUUCUCUGCGGGUGAGAGAGGCUGUGCAAUCCUCAGCAGUGUUCUGAGACUGUACGGCCACGACCCCCGCGACCCCCUCCCGCCCCCCUCCACCCAACCCCACCUCUAGCCCCCCCGGUCACUGUCAGCCUGGGUUUUAACGGACUAACCGACAUGGUCAGUCAGAGGACUUGUGACCCGCUGCGCACGUCGAUUUAAAAUAAACAAAAAAACACCACCACCACCAAAAAAAGGAGAGAAAAGCCCACGUGUUGCUGCUUUUGACUUUCUAAAGUCGGACUUAACGAGACUGAAGAAGAAGAAGAAGAAGAAGAAGAAGAAGAAGAAGAAGAAGAAGAAGAAGAAGAAGAAGAAGAAGAAGAAGACAACAUGACGGCCGACAAGGAGAAGAAGAGUGUUUUCCCGCGCAGGAGCAGCUCCGAGAGACGUAAGGAGAAGUCUCGCGACGCGGCUCGCUCCCGACGCAGCAAAGAGACGGACGUGUUCUACGAGCUCGCCCACCAGCUGCCGCUGCCGCACAGCGUCACCGCCCACCUGGACAAGGCCUCCAUCAUGAGGCUGGCCAUCAGCUUCCUGCGCACGCGCAAGGUGCUCGCCACAGGCUGCAGCAGCAGCAGCAGCAGCGGUGAGGGUGAUGGUGAUGGCGAUGACGAUGGUGAUGGUGAUGAAGACGGACAGAUGGACAGUCUGUACCUGAAGUCUAUGGAGGGCUUCAUCACCAUGGUGACAUCGGACGGCGACAUGAUAUUCCUGUCCGACAACAUCAGCAAAUUCAUGGGGCUCACGCAGGUGGACCUCACUGGUCACAGCAUCUUUGACUUCACCCAUCCAUGUGACCACGAGGAGAUACGAGAAAACCUCUGCCUGAAGACAUCUGGCAGCGGCUUCGGUAAAAAAGGCAAAGACCUGAGCACCGAGCGAGAUUUCUUCAUGAGGAUGAAAUGCACGGUGACCAACAGAGGACGAACGGUCAACCUCAAGUCAGCCAGCUGGAAGGUGCUGCACUGCACCGGUCACCUGCAGGUGUACAGCAGCUGCCCGCCGCCGCGCGUGCCGUGCGGCUUCUCGGAGCCCCCGCUCACCUGCGCCGUCCUGAUGUGCGAACCCAUCGCCCACCCGUCCAACAACGACACGCCGCUGGACAGCAAGACCUUCCUGAGCAGACACAGCAUGGACAUGAAGUUCACCUACUGUGACGACAGGGUAACAGAGCUGAUGGGCUACACUCCUGAGGACCUGCUGGGUCGCUCCGUCUACGACUUCUACCACGCGCUGGACUCGGACGGCGUCACCAAGAGCCACCACAACUUGUGUUCUAAGGGCCAGGCGGUGAGCGGUCAGUACCGCAUGCUGGCUAAGAGCGGCGGCUACGUCUGGGUGGAGACUCAGGGCAGCGUCAUCUACAACAGCCGCAACGCCCAGCCUCAGUGCAUCGUGUGCAUCAACUACGUCCUCAGCGACAUCGAGGAGGAGUCCGUGAUCUUGUCCCUGAAGCAGACGGAGUCCACGCCGCUCCGCCCGAGCGGCUUCCUCAGCGCGGGAGGAGGAGGAGCUCCGUUCGCCCGACUCAAGGAGGAGCCGGAGGAGCUCGCCAGGGCCGCCGGCGUCGGGGGCCGGGACUUCGAUCGCCCUCCGUUCGAGGAGCCCCCGCAGCCCGGAGGAUGCGCCCAGGUGUCCGUGGCGGCGAUGCCUCCUCCGGGAUCCACUUCCUGGGCCAGCGAGAGCCUCAAGCCCGCCCCUCCGGCUUCAGUCCCGAGGGGCGUGGCCAACAUGGCCGGCGGUGCGUUCACUGUGCAUCGGAAUCCUCCGGCGCCGCCGCCGGGCAGCGCCACUCCGAGCCUCAGCAGCUGCUCCACGCCCAGCAGCCCAGGUGACUACUACAGCCCGGUGGAGCUGACUGAGAAGCUGUUUUCUCUGGACACGAAGGGAAGCAGUCCUGCACACACGGAGAGCAACUUGAGUGACUUAGACCUGGAGACUUUGGCUCCCUACAUCCCGAUGGACGGCGAGGACUUCCAGCUGCAUCCCAUCAUCACAGAGUCCGAGCCCCUGGACGGGGGUCCGGCAGGAUCCGUUGGGUGCAACAACAGCCUGGCCAAGACCCAACAGUCCACCCAGCCGAGCUUCAGCAACAUCGCCAGCCUCUUCCAGCCCCUGUCCUCCCCUCCUCAGCCCCAAGGCCUCUACCAGCACCAGCCGGCUGCGCCCUGGGCCGCGGGGGGGGAGAGAGGCUCCGGCCAGGGCGCCCUGGACUCCCGUCACGGGCCUUACGUAAUGGGGCACAUGCAGAAUCAUGCGUUCCAGGCUCUAGCCAGCGCCCCUCUGUCCUCCAUGGGUGGCAGGCAGAAUCUGCAGUGGCCACCUGACCCUCUGAUAACGUACCAGCAACAACAACAACAACAACAACAAGCCACCAAGGCGUACCUGAUGGACCCUUUGUCUGGAGAGGAGCGCCCGUCCUGGCAACAGAACGCGCCUCACCUCGUGCACAAACACAGCUUUGUGCAAGCCUACGGAGACAUGAGUCCAGCCAGAGGGGCCAUGGCCAACAGCAUCAAGCGCCCCUUCACUCCGAUGACUGUGGGCGACGGCACGCCUUCAGAAGGCACAUGGAAGAAGAUGAGGGGGGACAGCUGUGGCGCCAUGGACCGCCGCCUCAGCGCCAGAUCACUGGCAGAGAUGGGCUCGAUGACGCCCGCCGGCAUGUCUUCACGUCUCAGCGCCGCGCAGCAACACAGGAAGUGUCAGUAUCCAGGAAGCGGGAUAGGCGGCGCAACCGAGAAACCCUUCCUCCACACGAGCUGCAACUACACGUACAACGUGCAGCCGUCGAACAAGGCCGAGGGCGUCGCCAGCCGCCUGCUGGGCUCUUCGUUUGAGGCCUCCUGUCUGCCGGAGUUGACCCGCUACGACUGCGAGGUCAACGUCCCGCUGCAGGGCAACCUGUACCUCCUCCAGGGCUGCGACCUGCUGAGAGCCCUGGACCAGGCCACCUAGAGACCCGGAUCCAAAAAUCUGCCUUGGACCUGGACUUAUUCCCGACCCCAAGCCUCAGUCUUUUUUUACCUUCAUACCUCUGGGUCUUCUGAGAGCCCCCGAGGCUAAGCUACCUACAGGCAAUGGUAUUCAUAACCACAUCCUGCCUUAUUUAGCUUCUGUGGCUCAGCCCACACUCGCGUCCUCUGGUCCUCUUAUAGUUCUGUCACGUAGACCGUCUACAAGCUGAGAUAUCAAGGUCAAGGUCUCUUUCCUGGAUUCGCAUCAGAUACAGGUUGAACCAGCAAGUUGCCCACAAAGAUGACCCACACAUAUAUAAAGUAACGCGGGUCACUCGGUGAACGCAGGACAGUCAACAGUCAAAAUAAUGGCAAACUGGCCGCGGCGAAAACUCUCCUCACCGGGAUUUACCGGUCAUCGGAGUUUUUUUUCUUCUUCUUCGGUGUAAAAGGAGUAUUUCCGUGGCAACGGGAUUCAAACGUACAACCCUUGUGACUUAUCGAGGCCCGGUCUCUAUGAACUCUAUGCAGCUCAGUUCACAGACGUAGCUUCUCUUUAGCAGCUGUGUGUUGUACUACCUAGACGACACUGUGUUCUCUCACUUUCAAUAUUUAACCAGCAAUUGAACCCGGCCCACUUUCUUCGUCCCCGUCAAAGUUGCGUGUCACGAUGAGACAUUUUUAGAAUUAAAACUACCGCUAAUUAUUUUUUUAAAGCAUGCCAUCUCUAUCUGCCAAUCAAGUAGAUAUUCUGCCAACGAAUUUAAAUUGCCUCUAUAAGGGCGUCCAACUAAAGUAAAAACAACAUUCAACUUGUACAUGACAAUAUAGAGAAUAUAAUAAUAUUUUAGUAAUGAGCCAUUGACCUCUUCUUGCCUGGAUCCAUCCCACCGGAGUCCCCGUAACAUCACCAUCUGCUCAUCUGUUCAACUGUCAUUACAUCAGCAUUAUAUUGAUAUUUUACUUAUUAUAAUAACUCUUUUUUUUUUUACACAUUAUACAUUUUAGCUAUUGUCGCCAAGUUAUUUCAUCCCAAUCAACCGGACGCACCAACACUGCUUUACUUCUGAUUUGUUUUUAUGUUUUAUUCGACCAAUCGGAUGCUUUUAUUCCCUCGUGGAGAAGCGAACAUAUCCUGUAAUAACAUGUAUUCUACUGUAAGCUGAAUGUUAAGUUGUUGUUUUGUAACUUUUGUCCUCACACCUGUCCUUUAUUUAUCUAAACGUGUGUUUCUCUCUCACUUGACCUCCUCGGUCAGGUCAGUAGCUCGUGUGACGACGGGGUCGCUUUUUUCUUUGUGUGCAAUUAUUUCAUUGAGCUAACGUCUCUAUCGUCAGCGGCGACGCUCGCCGUGUUCACCAAAACAGAUAGCUUUGCACGACACGAUCUGACUUGCACAUUGUGAUAGUUAACGCGAUGACAUAUUGUUGACUUGCGACAUAGAAAAAACCAUAAAAAGCAGAAGUGUGCACGGACGAUGUGUGCCGCGGCGGGGAAGAGAGUUUCACUCCGAGCUUUAAUCGUUGCCCUUCAUAGAUCACGUGUUUCUUCGGCUUUGUAACUACAACUAUUCAUUAGCUUGUUUUGCAGAUCUCGGUCGCAUUCAGACUCCGUGGUUUUACAUUUAGCUUUCGACUUGUUCUACCAGCCGUUGGUUUCCGUUAGCACCACAACAACGUAGCUCGCAGAAUGGUUCGCGCUAGUGGAAAGUACGGGAGAUUUGUGGUAAAUUGGCUCACGGUUUCUUGAAGCUACUCGGAGGAUAUUUUGGAUGUCACAGGCUCUGAUCAGAGAUGCACUUUUUCACGUUGACUGAUCCAAAGGACGAUCGGCCAAUCAGAGAGCCACUCGCGUCGGUCCCGUUGACCUCAGUUGUCCCAUUGUUGUGAUAUUAGCGCAAAAAAAUCCCAAUCAAAUUACAUUUAAAAAAAAGUUUAAUUGCAGUUCACCAGCCUGUGAAGUGACUUGAAGUGUUUGUAUUCAUCUUCAUGGUUAGGCCAGUUUAUCUUGUAAUUCAUGCCAAUACCUGAAAGCUUUGCCACAAGACUAUGAUGAGUCGAUCUAAUACACUAUGAACGAUGCGUAAGGUCAGAGGUCAGAGUUUUUACAAAGUAGAAAGUGCAAUUUUCACCCAAAUGAUGUCAGUAAUCUCCGCGGCACGUUAGCCACGUUCCUCUGUUCCCUCCUUUCCCCCCCGUACACUCAAAAAUAUUUUUUAUAAAUCUCACUCUACUUUUUGAGGUAAUGGUCUUUGCGUGGUGACCACUCAGAAGAAUGAAUCCUAGAGCUUUGUUCACGUGUUUAAAGACUAAACUAAUGUUGCCGAUAGUGUUGUGAGUGUUUGUGUUCUGGUACUUUGUGGUGAUGGAUCACAUCCCUGGCUGUGCAGUUCUCUCUCGUGCUGUUUCUUUGUUGUGGAAUUUAUAUUUUAUAUUUUCCUCCAGGGGGGUUUAAUCCUUAAAUAUCCUAUCGCUAAAACAUCUAUUGGAUCUGUUGGCUGGGCAGUUCUGUUUUUGUUCUCGCUUUAACACACACAAAAAGUUCAGAUUUUAAAAAAUUUAAUUGGUUUCACUUCUCAGAUAUGUAGCAUUUUGAAUAUUGUAAAGAAGGUGAAGUUGCCAAAUAAUUAAUCAUAGUUUUGGAGUUGCAUAUAUAAAAGCAUUGGUGCUUCAUAGACCAUGUAUGUGUCAUUUUUGUUAGACUUUGUAUGACAUCUCUUGGAUCCUAACACUAUAUUUUCAUGUUCUUUGACAGACGUUGUGUUGACAUAUUCUUUAAAGUUUAACAUUUUUGUAUCCGUAUAAUGUGCCUUAUGGUUGUCCCAAUGCAUACUGAGUUUGCCCUUCAAGCGCACCUCUAGAGUAGAACCAUACCAGAACACAUUUUGGAUCCCCUGGUGAUAACAAGUACACAUUUGUGGACCGCUUUUAUUUUUUUAAAGGGCGAGAUUCUCCUCGCGGUUGACGAUGAAGCUGCUUGUGGGCUUUGGUUUAGUUGGAAGAGAUUUGACUGGACAGUAAACGGUCAGAGGGUCAAAGGUCAGCGCCUCUCUUUUGACGAUUACGUGAUGAACCAAAUGUGCCCGUCUUUUACGUUUUUUGCUUUAAAAAAAAACCCAAAAGUGGUUUAAACAGGCUGCAAAGUUUGCCUUAAAAAAAUGGUGCAGCCGACAUAAUGAUCCAGAUGUUUAAGAAAGGCUAUGACCAAAUCUGUUGAAGUAAAUGAUAAUAAGUCCAAUCCUAUGAAUAUUAAAUCUAGGUUGUAGACGAGUAAAUGGAGCCAGAUAAAAACCACAUGACUGGAGAUUAUUAUUAUUAUUCUGUGAGGGGUGAGAAACAGUUUGAGAGGUAAUGAAGGAGGGAAGGAAAAGAAGUGAUGUCGACUUGAAGGACACAAAAGGUGAGAUGGAUUCUACUCAGCCUGCCCACUGAUGCAUAUCUCCUCAACUCCUCCACUACUUCUGACUCCUCGGUUACCACUCUCACUCCUCGAGAAGUUGGUUCGAUUACAGAAAAGUACCGUACAGCUUGUUCAUAGCACGCUUUUUAAAACCUUAUUUUAAGUACAUUUUUGAAGUCCAAAUAGGUUUUAAGUUAAAAAUGUUUAAUGUUCUGAAAAAUGUGCUUCAGCACCUCAGAUGUAAUUGUUUAACAAACUGAUGAGAUUUGAACUAAAUUGGGUUAAUGCAUGUGGAAAGAGUUUGCUCGAUGGAAGUUGUUUUUUAGAAAUAAUAAUCGAGGCAACGGGGAGGUCCCGCCCCCAUUUUAGGAUAGCUUCUGCUCCACUAGCUUCAAUCAGACAAUAACAAAUAGAAUGUUUAAAAAUUGACGGUUUUUAAACGACCGCUCAUUUUAACUAAGAGAGCAAAUUGUUCUUAAAGCUUCUUAUGAGAUGUAGUUAAGUUAUUCUCACAUUGUUUUAUCUUUGCUAAAAUGAAGAAGUGUAUCUUGUAAUAUGGAGAGCUGACCCGAGGAACAGGUGUCAGCUUUUCAUAAAGAAAAAGCAGAUGCGAGUAGCACAGAUGCUAACCCAAAAAUGGGCGGAGCUUAGUCUCUAUUUAUAUAUAUAUAUAAACACCAGAUCUAGGACUCAACCUGCUGUGCUGCUUGAAGGGUCUCUCCCCCCCCCCCCCCCCCCAAAAAAAGGUGACAGAACGUGUCAGGAGUUGAUCCACUCAUUCAUUGCACUUCCUUUUUCAAGAUAUCAGUAUAUUUUGUCUGGUGACAACAGGGUUUUUCUUUGUUUUUACUUAUGGGAUCCAUGUUUAGCUAUUUGUAUUCUGUUUUUGUCGAUGUCCUACAGUACAGUUAUAUUAGCUGAUCAAUGAUCUGCAUUUUUUUUUUUAAAUGCUAAAAUUCCGUAUUGAUCUUAUUAUUAUCGUAUAUUAUCAAUGUUAUUACUAUAUGGGGUAUUUAACCCGAUGAGAAGUUUGUGUUUAUGCACUGAUAUCUUAUAAUUAAAGCAUACUGAUCUUACUCUCC
This is a messenger RNA of Pseudoliparis swirei, 7575 nucleotides long. It is a transcript of the gene epas1b, whose product is annotated as endothelial PAS domain protein 1b. The coding region runs from base 468 to 3095 and encodes 875 amino acids. The transcript has 16 exons. Gene Ontology annotation, biological process: cellular response to hypoxia; regulation of transcription by RNA polymerase II. Gene Ontology annotation, cellular component: cytoplasm; nucleus; transcription regulator complex. Gene Ontology annotation, molecular function: protein dimerization activity; RNA polymerase II transcription regulatory region sequence-specific DNA binding; DNA-binding transcription factor activity, RNA polymerase II-specific. Lineage: Eukaryota; Metazoa; Chordata; Actinopteri; Perciformes; Liparidae. The record is from RefSeq and is a predicted model, not a curated record.